Sclerotinia sclerotiorum 1980 UF-70 is the source of this 2484-nucleotide messenger RNA. RefSeq lists its product as hypothetical. Gene Ontology annotation, biological process: intracellular protein transport; vesicle-mediated transport. The coding region runs from base 1 to 2484 and encodes 827 amino acids. Gene Ontology annotation, cellular component: AP-3 adaptor complex; membrane coat. The record is from RefSeq and is a predicted model, not a curated record. NCBI's taxonomy places the organism in Eukaryota, Fungi, Ascomycota, Leotiomycetes, Helotiales, Sclerotiniaceae. The transcript has 3 exons.
AUGGAAUCCAUAUCUAGAAUAUCCAGCUUGCUGGAAAGUGCGAGGGAACUCACGCUCGAUGCUGCGCAAUCUGCGAGGAGCUCUCGAGGAGCAGGGGCUCUGAAGACAUUGCCGCCCCAGCAGAUUAAGAAAUUAUUGGAUAGUAGACAUGAUCGAGAGGUGUUGGAAGGGUUGAGGAAGGUCAUCUCUAUGAUGUACCGUUCCCAACCAUGCCUCACAUUCUUCUCCUCCGUCGUAAAGAACGUCGCAUCUCCGAAUAUUGAGAUCAAAAAGCUGGUUUACAUCUAUCUUCUGAACCACGCGGAACAAGAGCCCGACCUAGCUCUCCUCUCUAUAAACACUAUUCAAAAGUCUCUUUCAGAUGGAAACCCACAAGUCAGAGCCCUGGCACUCAAAACUAUGUCUGGAAUUCGUGUGCCUGUUAUCAGUCAAAUCGUAUCGCUGGCCAUUAAGAAAGGAUUAGGAGAUAUGAGUCCAUAUGUUAGGAAGGCGGCAGCUUUAGCUAUCCCGAAGUGCUAUAGAUUAGAUCCGAAUACUCUCCCGCAGCUACUAGACUACUUAUCGACAUUACUUGGGGACAAACAAUACUAUGUAGCCGGCGCAGCAGUCACUGCAUUUCUGGAAGUAUGUCCCGAUCGCCUAGACCUUAUUCACAAGCAUUAUAGAGGUCUUGUAAAAAAGCUAGUAGACAUGGACGAAUGGUCACAAAUGGCAACACUCCACCUAAUGACCCUCUAUUCUCGCAAAUCUUUCCCCAAGCGCACCCGGCGCGUUCGCAAAACCACCUUCAAAAGCAACGGAAACCAACAAAAUUUCUACGCCGAUUCUGACGCCGAACAAGAAGAAGACACCGAAGGAACCAGCGAAACGGUCCAAGUUCUCGACCCAGAUCUCGAGCUUCUCCUGAAAAGCAUCAGACCUCUUCUUCAAUCCCGCAAUUCUGGUGUCGUGGUAGCUGUAUCCCGCUGCUAUGUGGCUCUCGGAACACCAGACUUUAUAAAUCAUUGUAUUGGUCCUCUUAUUGCUCUAUUACGCGGCCCCUCAGAUAUUCAACACAUAGCACUGUACAACAUCGUCUCCGUGUGCCUCAUGCGCCCCGAGGCUUUCGUAAAAUACGCAUCUCAUUUUCUCGUCCGAUCAACCGAUCUCCCACAGGUAUGGGAACUCAAACUUGAACUACUUACCCUGAUAUUCCCUCAUUGUGAUGCUUACAUGAAGAGCCUAAUACUCAACGAACUGGAACAUUUUUCCCGCGGCUCGGAUCGAGAAUUGGUGAGAGAGUCAGUGAGGGCUAUUGGUCGAUGUGCACAAAGUGAUUCUAGAACAUCGGCAAGAUGUUUACGUUUAUUGUUGAAGCAAAUUACCAGUCUAGAUGGAAACCUAGUCGCAGAGUCACUUACUGUAAUCAGGCAUCUUAUACAACAGGAUCCAACAUCACAUACACAUACCGUCAUUCGCUUAGCCAAAAAUCUAGACACAGCUACAAAUCCCAGGGCUCGAGCUACUAUUAUUUGGCUCGUGGGAGAAUUCGCCGGCCUUGAUGGAGAAAAUAAUAUCGCACCUGAUGUUCUUCGUAUCUUGGCUAAAGGCUUUGCUGAUGAAGCAGAGCCUGCGAAAUUACAAAUUGUUCUUCUAGCUGCUAAAGUAUAUCUACAUCAUUUGAACCGGAAUGCUCCAGAACCAGAACCUCCCAAACCUUUACCAGCUUCUCAACCUUCCCACAAUUACGCCGGAAUCGAGGAAGAAAAUGAAGGAUUCGCAUCCCUUGACUCACCUCCACAAACCUCCUUCUCCCCGCCUCCGGAACCGGAAUCCGAACCUGAUCACCCCAUCGUCAUCCUCUGGAACUACAUCCUCCUUCUUGCCCGUUACGAUACUUCAUACGACCUCCGCGACCGUACGCGUCUCUACAAAUCUCUCCUCGCCAUCCCAUCAUCCACUCAACUUGCAUCGCUCAUGCUUCUUGCUCCUAAGCCCAUCCCACAUACUCCUAGUCCCUCCGAAAGCCGCACUGGCUUUACUCUUGGAAGCGCCAGUCUCGUCGUUGGCGACGAGGGUGGUAUGCAUGGAUUAAAGGGCUAUGAGGCACUACCUCCAUGGGUAGCAGCCGGAUCUGAGCCAGAUCCAUCUUUGCGUGAACCUGAUUCCGCUCGGAAUGAAUAUGAAGAAAAGAAAGUCCUGACUGCAGGACAGAUAUUGGAUAGUGCGGUGAAAGAUUUCAGGCCUGGGGUUUCGCCAUCUAGGACGAAUGGGUUUAAUGCUGGAGGUUCUGGCCCUAGUACAGCUCCAGGGAAGGAGAAAACACUUGAUGACUGGCUAGCCGAGUCGGAAGAAGAGGAAAGUGAUGAUGAAGAAGAUGACGAGGAAGAAUCCGGGGGAACCGAAGAAGAGGAAUCUGGAGAGGAAGAAUCUGAGGAAGAGGAAGAAGAGGAAGAGAGUAGCGAUGAUGAUGAUGAUGGGGAGCGCGAUAGACUCGUCAAAUAA